Messenger RNA from Paramuricea clavata, 4033 nucleotides. The record is from the annotation of a GenBank genome assembly. Lineage: Eukaryota; Metazoa; Cnidaria; Anthozoa; Malacalcyonacea; Plexauridae.
GGAAGCAAGAAAAGAGAAGAAACCGUUAAGUCUUGGUUUUCAUGGAAAUAUCGUAGAUCUUUGGUAAGAACAAGAAGUUUCUGUUGGAUAUCCCCUGGAUACCUCGAGGAUACAUGUUUCUCAUAGUUAUAUCUCUGAGAAAAAAUUAUUUCCCAGGAAUUUCGGAAACGUUUUUUGUUUCCCAAGUCUACUUUUUGUUGCGGAAGAAAUGUCAUCUGGUUUGCCACUCUCCAAACAACCGAUAUUUUCUUUUUCUACAGGGAAAGGCUUGCAAGCGAGGAUGAGAUGUUGGUAGACAUGGGUUCAGAUCAAACCUCACUUCACAAUCCAUACAAUGGCGGCUACUAUCCAGCUGGGCUCACUUUUGAAGAAGCCAAUCAAUUGAUGACGAAUGAUGCGGGGAAAUUUAAGGAUACUGUUCAAACGAGGUGAAGUUCGGGCCAUUGAAGGCACACAGUGGUUGGCGCAUGUGCGACCGGCCAGGUUUUAAAUUUGUAAUCCCCGCUUACACAUUGAAUGAUUUCGUUAAUACAAGAAUUAAAUCACUUUAGUUUAAAACGACAAGUGGCCGCCAUUAAUAAGUUAUCAUCGCGAGGAAUGUACUUCUUUGAUUAUGGAAAUGCAUUUCUACUGGAAGCAAGCAGAGCUGGUAAGUGUUAUAAAUAGAAUGAAAAGAGUACUAGUUGAAGAGUGUUUCUUAACACGUAGAAAAUAUUUGAUGUUAAGGUGCUGAUGUUGGUCUAAAAGAAGAUGGAACAUUUCGGUAUCCUUCUUAUGUGCAGGAUAUAAUGGGGUAUGUCCCUGAAAUAUUUCAUUGAAGUAUAGGAUAAAUAUUUUUUUCAAUCUUUUUUCUUUCAGUUUAUUUUUUUCAAUCAAUGCAUUGUGCCUUCUUUACAUGCUUCCCUUCUAGUUUUCCCUGCCUCUUCGUUUGUAUUUCUGUGGUAACUUUCAUUGACUUUACAUCGGAACUUAACAUCCACUAAUCUUAUGUGUUUCAGCAAUAUAUUCUCACUUGGGUUCGGACCGUUCCGGUAAGUAGACACGUAUUCUCACUGAAUCAAUUCUAAGAAGUUUUAUGUCAAAGAUAAGUACAGCAUAGUUCUUGGAAUUUUGUUAAGGUGGGUUUGUACGUCAGGAUUUCCUGAAGAUCUCGUAGUGUCAGAUAAAAUUGCCACAGACGUUUUGGAACACAUCAUGAAACAAGGAGGUGAGAUCACUAAGGUACACUGAGCGAAUCACAGGGCUCCGUUGGUUUGAACCUGACGUCAUGGCAGCCAUGUUGGAAGAACAUUAACAAAAUAAUACCAUUAGCAGCUAUUGUGUUUGUUGCGUGCUUUCUACGUCCUCCAAUACGGCUUGAUGACAACUUGCGACAAGGUUGAUGAGCUCAACAGACUUGUUACAAGUUGUUCCAACAAAUAACAACAUUGUUACAACUUGUUGACAAGCUUGUUGAUAAGUUGUGAGGUUUUUACGUGUGAUACAAGAGUUCAUAUUUUGCAUUCUGUGUCUAGUUCCAAAAGAGGUGAAACCACAGUAUGAAGACAACAUUAAGUGGAUUAAGAAAGCUCAAGAAAAUAAGCUGGUUGUUGGCUCACAAGCUCGUAUUUUGUAUUCUGAUCAAAACGGAAGAGUGGCAAUCGCUCUGGCAUUCAAUGAAGCGAUUGCAGACAAGAGAAUUAAAGUAAGUGAAGAGAAAGUGAGAAGGAAGAUAUUCAACAGGGUACUCCACUUCGCAUUCAUAAGAAUUAGCUAUUAUCAACUGAAGCCCUUAAGAAUAUGAAGAAAUAUCUCUCCUAGCUUGCAGGUAGCUCGGAUCCCCUAGUAAUUGGGCAAUAGCCUGUUAACCUUAUAUUUGGCGUUUUCUUCUUAGGGUCCCAUCGUUGUAAGUCGAGACCAUCAUGACGUCAGCGGGACAGACAGGUAACUAUAGCAACAGUAUACCUUUCAUGAUCACCUCGAUGACCGGGCAGUGUAUGGCAGUGUAUGCAUGGUUCUAUUACUGCAAUAUAUUAACAUUCUACGUAGGCUAGCCAGUUAGAAAAACACGGUUCUGCACAAGCUUGUGAGUACAAGCAGUUUUCCUGCUCAAGUCAUCGUCGAAAUGUUUCAUUGCUUGUUUCUUUGUUUUCCAGCCCAUACCGAGAGACAUCAAAUAUUUUUGAUGGGUCGAAUAUUUGCGCAGGUAAAUUACAGUAUUUCAUGAAUUUGAUUGAACAUUAUUCAUUGAUGAUUGUAAUAAAACAAAUCGAUAUGGUAUUUUUAAGACAUGGCUGUACAAAACGUCAUCGGUGAUUCAUUCCGCGGCGCAACUUGGGUGAGCCUGCACAAUGGUGGUGGCGUUGGUUGGUAAGUGAUGGUAUUUGACGUUUCACUUAAGUAUUCCCCUUCCUCUCUGUCACUCUCCUCCUACCCUACCCCCUCCUCCUACCCUCCUCCUACCCUACCCCUCCUCCUACCUACCCCCUCUUCCUACCCUACCCCUCCUCCUACCUACCCCCUACCCCCUCCUCCUACCCCAGUUACAAUGCUGCCUAUGUUUAUGUUUAUUUUUGGAACCAGGGGCGAAGUUACGAAUGGUGGGUUUGGGCUCGUUCUGGAUGGCUCAGAGGUACUGUAUUAUCACCACUGAUGAUUAUCACUAAUAAAUAAGUUUUUCGUUAACAACCCUGGAUUAAACUAACCAACUUUUGUCCAACCAGGAACCAGCCCCAUGAAUGAUGUCGUUGUUCUUUGUGUUUAGGAUGCAGCAAAGCGCGCCAAAAGUAUGUUGUCGUGGGAUGUAUCUAAUGGAGUAAGUUGACAUAUGUUUAAUUUUAUUCUCGAAUUUACUCAAGACUUGGGUUCUCCAUCGUUAAACAUCGUAAAGGCCUGCUUCCACGGGCGCUUUCUUCGGCGAAAUGCGGAAAAAAAUUUUGAGAAAAAAUAUUAAAAAUUACAGAGAAAAAAUUUCGAAGAAAAAAUAGAAAAUAUUAAUAUAUUAAAAAUUCGCUCUUCACCAGUAAGUAGAAGUCAGUUCUAGUCACUGCGAAAGCGGAAAAAUUCAAUGGAAUCGCUCAUGUGCAACCGUCCGUAUAAACUUUCUUUACAGUCGUUUAUUUGAAUGAUGUUAUUCUGGCCAUUGUCGUUACAUUGCCGUCCUACACACGUAAAAAUCUCACAACUUGUCAACAAGAUGUGUUCGCAACAGGCUUGUAGCAAGCUUGUCAACAAGUUGUAACAAUGCUGUUAUUUUAUCAAGUUGCUACAAGGUUGUCACUCGCAACUUGUUGAAUUGCAGGACGAUAACAAGUUGUUGGAACAACUUGUAACAAGUCUGUUGAGCUCAACAAUCUUGUAGCAAGUUGUCAACAAGCCGUUGACAACUUGUCAACAAGCUUGGAACAAGCAGUGCGAACACAUCCUGUUGACAAUUUGUUGGAACAGCAUUGCUACAAGUCUGCUGCAGGUUUGUUACAACUUGUGCGUUUUUACGUGUGUAGAUCGUAAGGUCUCUAAUGUCACAUGCACAAAAACGAGGCUGAAUAGCCAAAGUAACUUACGAAGGGUGUAUUCAGUUAUGUUUGGUCACUUCUGUGCCGCGUACAUCAAAAUCGAUCGCAAUUUUUCUGUUCUCAUAGUUCCAGGCCCUAAAAUGUAUUCAAUUUGUUCCAUUUAAGGUGGCUAGACGAUGUUGGAGCGGCAACGACAACGCCAAACUGACCGUCGGCAGAGCAAUGGCGGCAGAGAAGAGACUGAAGGUCACUGUACCCUACACAGUUGAAGAUGAGAACCUCAUCAGACGUGCAUUGGAUAGUACAGGAGUAACAAAUGGGAGCUCAUGAAAUGAAAAACUGAAAUAUAUGAAUAAUCUUAUUCCUUUGCGGGAUAUACUAUAGAAAUAAAUUAUUAUUUCAAGUGAACUAAUUUUGACUUUCAGUAAAAGAUAUCUAUUUUGCAUAUAAAAUGUGAGAGAAAUGUGCGUUUUGUAGUAUUUAAAUUUGACUAUGUUGUACCAAGGCUAUAAAUUAACAGAAAUAUUUAAAUAAACGCA